Messenger RNA from Venustampulla echinocandica, 1143 nucleotides. RefSeq lists its product as uncharacterized. The coding region runs from base 1 to 1143 and encodes 380 amino acids. The record is from RefSeq and is a predicted model, not a curated record. The transcript has a single exon. Gene Ontology annotation, biological process: regulation of transcription by RNA polymerase II. Gene Ontology annotation, molecular function: DNA-binding transcription activator activity, RNA polymerase II-specific. NCBI's taxonomy places the organism in Eukaryota, Fungi, Ascomycota, Leotiomycetes, Helotiales, Pleuroascaceae.
AUGUCAGGGCGGGAUUGCAGCUUUGCAUCCCAAGCCUCGCCAGAGAACCGCUCGACAUCUGGUGCAUCUUCUCAUGAGCGGUCCAUAAGCCCAGGCGACAACCAUAGCCAAGGUGGUUUUACGCUCCACCAUGCCACCCCCUUAACUGCCACCUCCAUUUCCAAUUCCGACUCGCCGGAACCACCAAGUAUCAACAAAACCAACAACCACCAAGACCUGACACUUGAUGGGGCUAUCAACUUCAACCACAUGGAACUUCUCAUCCACGCGAUCCACGACAAGGAGCUGUUCAACCUCGGCGACCGCGUUAGCGACUACUCGGCCAGCAUGUCACUCGCCCUCAAGAGAGGCCUCAAGUCGCCAUAUCUUUUGCAUCAGCUGCUGGCGUUCUCCGCCCGCCACCUAGCAUUCCUGCAUCCUGAGUGUUCCGCCUCCUACUUCCACCAGGCCGUCGCCUUGCAAACUCGCGCCGUCUCACUCUUCAACGCCGCCUGGACCGGGGUAGACGAGUCCAACUGCGUCGCCAUACUCCUCUUCUCGGUAGCUCUAGGGCACCACCUCCUCGCCGACACCCUCGCCAAGCGGGAUCCGGGCGGUUUGGAGGGAUUCAUGACCCAUUACGUGCAGUGUAUGGAGAUGCACAGGGGCAUCCACACCAUAGCCACAACCGCGUGGCCACAGCUGAUGGAGUCGGAGCUCGAGUCGGUCCUGUCGUUCAGCUCGGGGUUCGCUUCGAGGAAGCCAAGAGGUAACCAGUGCCAGCGGAUCAGGGAGCUGGUGGACGGCGCGGACGGGCUGGUGGAGGAGGAUAAGGAGACAUGUCGGCUGGCUAUUCGGUACCUGCAGGUCGGGUUCGAUGCGCUGUUGGCGGAGGAGGAGGAGCAGGGAAACCGAUACCAGAUGAUCUUCGCGUGGACGAUGCUGGCGCCGCCAGAGUUCACAGGCUUGUUGGCUGCUAAACGCCCCGAAGUUUUGGUCCUGCUGGGGUAUUAUGCCUUGUUGCUGCAUUACGGAAGGGACAUGUGGCAGGUUGGGGACGCAGGGGCGUACAUAUUGGGAAUUAUCGUGGACUAUCUCGACCCUAAGUGGCAUCAUUGGCUGGAAUAUCCACGGGAAAUGGUAGUUAACGUUCUCGGACACUAA